AUGACAUCGAUUGAAUUAAGUUCUAUUCCUGAAUCUUUGAAGCUGGAUAAGUCUGUGACACCCUACAUUACUAGGUCACUCGAAUUGCAAGAACUCAAUCCUGUGGUGAGUUAUUAUUGUAAGAUAUAUGUACUUGAGCAUAUCCUUGCAAACAAGCUUCAUACGAAAUCAAAAGAAAAUGAACAGUUUGCUGUCCUGCUACUUGACAAUACAGAAAAGAUACAUAGCAAUGAAGAUGAUGAAGGCUUGCACAAAGUUUUGAAGGACAAGAAUUUGUCAACUGGCAUUGUCAUGUCAUUUAGUUAUAAAUUGUUUAAUUCUUGUUUAGAAGAGCUAGGGAAUUUUAAGAGAACCAGAAAGCUAGAGUUGGUUCAGAAAAUCAGAGCCACGAUAAAUUUCUUAAGCUUGCUAGGCAUAUUCGCCAAUGAAGAAAGCGGAGUAGAUUUUAAGAAAUUAACUGGAGAUAAAGCUGAAACUCCCAAUCAAUUUGAUGAUCUAAAUAAGAACAAAAUCAAAAUAUUGAAAUUUCAGCUAUCAAAGCUAAUCAAAGACGAAAUUCCAGAAAAGAAUGACGACGAAGAGUUGGAGAAGGAGUUGAAUCAAGAGUUGGAAAAUCUUACACCAUCUUCUAGUCCCGGGGAGGACUUAGAAGAUGAUUUGGAAGAGGACUCAAAAGAGCACUUGGACACACCAGAGGAAAAAGACCACCAAAGGAGAGAAGCCUCUUCCGAGGCUGGAGUAAAACUUCCACAGGCACCUCAUUUUUUGCCUGAAGAUGACGAUGAAGAGGUCAAGUUACCGGGAGCCCCCAAGUUUUUGCCUGACGAUGACCCUACCAAGAUAAACAAGACCUCUUCUAUACAUGUCUUCACCCCAGAAACAGACCACGAAUCAGAGCACCUCCCAAACGGGGCCCCAGAGCCUACACCUGCCCCAGAAAAGGGUAAGCGUGCCCUAUCGCACGCACCAAUGUCUCACUCUUCUGCUCCUCCUAUAAACAAAGAAAACGUUAAUUCAAUGAUGGAGAAAGGAGACCAGAUAGCAAAGGUCCAGAAGCAUGCCAAGUUCGCUAUUUCAGCUCUAAACUAUGAAGACUUGGAAACUGCUGAAACAGAACUUUUGCAAGGUUUAGAACUAUUGAAACUCAUCAAAGAAAACUGA
Molecule: messenger RNA, 1161 nt
Organism: Priceomyces carsonii
Lineage: Eukaryota; Fungi; Ascomycota; Pichiomycetes; Serinales; Debaryomycetaceae
Exons: 1
Coding region: 1-1161 (386 amino acids)
Biological process (GO): late endosome to vacuole transport via multivesicular body sorting pathway
Cellular component (GO): multivesicular body
Source: RefSeq, a predicted model, not a curated record